AUGUCACGUUCACGUGUACCCGUCGCGAGGAUUGCGCAAAGUACGCGAGUCGCGGCCGCGACGUGCAAUCGGCUUCUCUCGAUUCCUACGUCCGGGGGUUACACUUUUAUUUUAUUGUUAAAUUGGAUGAAGUUCCUCGCUAUCCAGGAACCUUUAGUCUCCGCCAGCAUUACUGAGCCCAUGUUCUGCCGGACUAUCGCAUACACUCUUCCCGUCCUGAUCGAUAUGUGGAUCUACUUUAAUGACGGACUCACGGUCCAGUCCUACCAACGCCGCCUUCUCGAAGCGUUGGCGUACCACGUUCCCAAACUGAUUCUGCAGAUGUCAAAGGAUUUCAACCAAACUUACAUGGCUUUCAAUAUCACUGAUCUAGUCCCCCUCUAA
Guyanagaster necrorhizus is the source of this 384-nucleotide messenger RNA. RefSeq lists its product as uncharacterized. The coding region runs from base 1 to 384 and encodes 127 amino acids. The transcript is spliced from 2 exons. Lineage: Eukaryota; Fungi; Basidiomycota; Agaricomycetes; Agaricales; Physalacriaceae. The record is from RefSeq and is a predicted model, not a curated record.